Pogona vitticeps (central bearded dragon) is the source of this 1380-nucleotide messenger RNA. RefSeq names its product mesoderm specific transcript (gene MEST). NCBI's taxonomy places the organism in Eukaryota, Metazoa, Chordata, Lepidosauria, Squamata, Agamidae. Gene Ontology annotation, cellular component: membrane. Gene Ontology annotation, biological process: acylglycerol catabolic process. The record is from RefSeq and is a predicted model, not a curated record. Gene Ontology annotation, molecular function: monoacylglycerol lipase activity.
GCAAAAGGUGGGCGGGGCCGGUCGGCGCAUGCGCUGUUCGCGACGCCUGCCGUCGGAGCCUUGCCCGGGGAGAAGCAUGGGAGGCUCCUGGAUGCAGCCCCCAGCCUGGAGCCCAGAAUGAGAGAGUGGUGGAUUCAAGUUGGGCUGCUGACCGUACCACUCAUUGCUGUGUAUCUACACAUCCCACCCCCUAAGUUGUCAUCAGCUCUGCACUCAUGGAGGGCAUCAGGAAGUUACUACGCUUACAAAAACCAGAACAUCUUUUACAGAGAUUCCUUGGGCGCUGUUGGCAGUUCAGAUGUUGUGGUCCUUUUGCACGGCUUCCCGACAUCCAGUUAUGACUGGUACAAGAUAUGGGAAGGGCUGACGCAGCGCUUCCAUCGGGUGGUUGCGUUAGAUUUCGUUGGAUUUGGCUUCAGCGACAAACCUAGACCCCAUCAAUAUUCCAUCUUCGAGCAAGCCAACAUUGUGGAAGGGUUGUUGGAUCACUUGGGCCUCCUGAACCAACGGGUCAACCUUCUGUCUCAUGACUAUGGGGACACAGUUGCCCAGGAGUUACUCUACAGGUAUGAGCACAAUACAACAGGAUGUGUUCUCAUCAACAGUCUGUGCCUGUCCAACGGAGGUAUUUUCCCGGAAACUCAUCACCCCCAACUGAUCCAGAAGCCUUUUGGAGUACAUCAACCAACGGAAGAAGCACCGGGACCGAUGGGUUGGCGCUCUGAAGUCCACUUCUGUUCCCUUGCAUCUGAUCUAUGGGCCGCUGGACCCCGUGAAUCCACACCCAGAAUUUCUCCAGCUCUACAGGCAAGUGCUUCCAAUGUCCACCGUGUCUGUGCUGGACGACCACAUCAGCCACUACCCCCAACUAGAGGACCCCCAGGGGUUCUUGAACGCCUACCUGAACUUCAUCAACUCCUUCUGAGCUGCAGGGAGGACCGAGGGGCCCCCCAGCACAUCUGGCGAGACCUCGGCGUUGAGACGCCGGCCAGUUCGGCCCCUGGAUGAUGCUGGGGACACGUCUGGGCCCUUCAAACCAGCGGGCGGUUGCUGCUCCUCUCGUCACCUUCUGGGGGUGGGGGCUCCUUUCAAGGAACGCUGCGCUCAGGCAGAUCCUCGUCUUCCUUAUCCAUGGGGGUCCUGUCUCCAUCCCUCUCCUCCUUGGGAAGCUGGGCUGAAAAGGACAGGGGGGCCUCCCUGUGGGCACGUCUUCCUGUGGGUCAAAAUGAGGCUCUGGAGGGGUGCUGCUCCCCUUUGGUCUAGGCUUAGGGGGCAAAUUGGCCCCACAGAUCGGCCCAGGACUUGCCUCUCUCUGGUGGCCGGAGCGUCUCCUUUUCCUCUUUUGCUUCUAGACUGCCGUGGAGCUGAGAUUUGGGGGGG